AUGGCGCAACCACAGCCGCAGCAACAGGCUCCGCCGUCGCAGGUUCCACAGCGGGCAUUUUCGCCUCCUCAGCCAAGCCCAUCGCCCGCGACCUCAUCACAGUCAGGCUUUGCGCUGCCUCCCAACAAACGAAUUCGAACAGAUGGCCCCAUGUCACAACCCGGAUCGCCGUAUGCUGCUUCGCCAUACACCAUGAGCCCUGUGCCUACGGCUACUCCCCCACCUCCAGCUGGAUCUCCGACCUAUCCCCAAGCUCAUGCGCAAACACCGCCUACAACAGCUGGAUAUCCUAUGCCGUACACUAAUGGCCAUCCUCCACAAGGCUUGAGUCUUCCAGCUGCAUCGCCGACGGUGUCAACGCCCACCAUGCAUACGCCUCAGCCAGCUCAGAUACAAACGCCAGUGCAGAUGCAGACGCCAAUGCAAGCCCCGAUGCAAACACAAUCGCCAAUGCAAGUGCCAAUGCCAGGACCAGUGCAAACUCCAGUGCCACUACCAACUCCGAUCUCAAUGCCCCAAUAUACAAACGCAACAAUGCAGCCCAUGCCGCAAGUAGCACCUCAACAAAUGCAGGCUCCUGGUGUCAUGGGCCCUCCUCAGAAGCCAGCGGAAAGGCCAACGAAAGACUACGAGUAUGACGUGACCGAUUCAUUGGCCGGUACGGGCAUCGAUCUCCGUGCAGAGGAACAGUAUAUGGCAGAGCUUUACUCGAAUGCCCUCGAGACAAUAUCAGAGGCCAGGACGGGAUUUGCCCAUUACCCACCGGGUUCUAAGUCAACAUUUUACGGCGCUGGCCCUGCUAACCAACCUGCUCAGCCUACGGAAUUGUCACAACAGCAGUACAGUGCUCAGGCCGCUGAACAGGCAUGGCAGGAUUCCUCAAUGCGGCUUGCUGUACAGAGGACUCAGGAAAUUAACGAUCCUUUCCUUCUCGUGGCACUGCUGCAUCGUCGAGCGGAAAAGGUUGCCCGCGAACAUCAUCUCGGUCUUAACCUUGAGCUCAAGAACAACACUCAUUCUAUGGGGAAGAUGAAGCUGCCGGAGAACUUUGCGGCACCCAAAGUUACUGUCAAGACACAGCCGGGGCCGGAUGGCACCGUAGUGGAAACCAGCGGUUCUUUCAUUCCGCAAGACGCUUAUCUAGUAGACCAACUUGCUCUGAUGUCGAUAGCAACGAAACAGAGACUGCGUGAGUUGAUUGAAGACGCAAAUAUCAUCUCGAGAACACGGCAAAAGACGUCGCAUGGAGAAAUACCUCCAGAGUGGGCAGCAGCAGCAGCUCCAAUGAACGCGGAGCCAUUAGAACCCAUGGAAACGGCUACCGAUGCGAAUGGGACUGGAAAAGACACCGAGACUGGCAGCGGUACUAGUCCUUUAAAACGUCCUGCCGACACAGGCGAUACGGUUGUCAAACCGCCGCCCGCAAAGUUGCCCAAGAUUGCCUCUUACGCAACGUUAACAAUGCGAGAUUUGGCCAGGCAAGAGCGUGAAUGGGAAGAGGCUCGACUGCGUAGACGGCAGAUGCGCAAAGAUGGCAUAACUGAUGCAGGCACUUCAGGCUCACGAUCGGGAAGCGUAGCACCUGGCACGCCCGGAUCAGUAGCUCCAGAAACGGAAAAGGCGAUGACGAAGAAGGAGUUGAAGAAGACGCAGCAAAUGAAAGCGCAAGAGGCUAGUAGCCAUGCCAACCAGAACAUAACCAGCAGCAUGUUUGCAGGUUUGGGAGGCAAGGGAGGCCUCUUUGGCAAGAAGAAGGCCAAGUCCUACGACUGGAUGAAUGUCGGCCGAGGAGGAAGCGGAGCUAGUACCCCGACAAGAGCCACUCCAGGACCAGGCAAAGGUCCAAACGGCGUGCCCAGCGUAUCGUCUCCCGGCAACAUGGCGCUGACUACGGAAGGUCGAAACAGACUGGGCACGUGGCGAGAAGACAAAGAAAAGGGGAAAAAUAUACAGCUUCGUGACUGGAUCGCUGUGCUAGAAAGAGAUGGCCGAGAAGCCAAGGCGUUGCAACACGCUUAUAUACAUUUGGACAAUUCGAAUCCUAAAUAA
Messenger RNA from Trichoderma asperellum CBS 433.97, 2049 nucleotides. RefSeq lists its product as uncharacterized. Gene Ontology annotation, cellular component: transcription factor TFIID complex. The record is from RefSeq and is a predicted model, not a curated record. Lineage: Eukaryota; Fungi; Ascomycota; Sordariomycetes; Hypocreales; Hypocreaceae. Gene Ontology annotation, biological process: DNA-templated transcription initiation.